AUUUAGAGGUAGUGGCACACGGUACAGUUUGAGAGUAAAGUAGAGAGAGAAAAAGUUUGAUUGAUACGGCUGCAGAUAUAGAGAGAGAAAGAGAAGAUAGUAGUGGUUAAAAUCGAGAGAGAGACACGAUUGAUGAUUGUUGCGGAUUGCGGAUUGAGCUUUGACGCUAGGGUUCCGAAUUUCUGGUUGGUAGAACGAUAUAUAUAGAAAGAAGAGUGUGAUUAUAGAAGGUUCAAUUAUGGAAAUUGAGCGAAAUUUGUCAAUUUGAGUUGAAUUUAAGGGAUUGUUUUAGGGUAUUUGUGUGUUGUGUAGUUGAGAAUUGAAUUAGGGGUUCAGAUGAGAGAUCUGUUCUGAAACAUCAUAGAAAUGGCUUCUUCAGAGGUUUCGUUCCGAAGAGAGAGCUUCUCUUCGGUUUACAGUGAGCACAACGAUGGCCGAGGAGUGGCUAACAACGCUCCGGAGGAGUCGAUGAGUUAUUCAACUGGAGCCGCCGCCGAAAAAGAUAAUCCCGAGACGGCGCUUUACACAGAGCUUUGGCAUGCUUGUGCUGGUCCUCUGGUGACCGUGCCUCGUGUGGGAGAGUAUGUCUUCUAUUUUCCUCAGGGACACAUCGAACAGGUUGAGGCAUCAACUAAUCAGGUGGUGGACCAGGCGAUGCCAGUGUAUAAUCUUCCAUCGAAGAUCCUCUGCCGUGUGAUUAACGUCCAACUGAAGGCUGAACCGGAUACUGAUGAGGUAUUUGCGCAAGUGACAUUACUUCCAUUAAGAGAAGACGAGAAUGCUUUGCUGAAGGAAUCUAUGCCACAGCCCCCACCACGUUUUCGUGUUUAUUCCUUUUGUAAGACCCUAACCGCAUCAGAUACAAGCACACAUGGUGGAUUCUCGGUGCUGAGACGGCAUGCCGAUGAAUGCCUUCCCCCACUGGACAUGUCACGGCAACCUCCAACCCAGGAGUUGGCAGCAAAGGAUUUGCAUGGAAAUGAGUGGCGCUUCAGGCAUAUCUUUCGGGGUCAACCACGUAGACACCUGCUUCAAAGUGGCUGGAGUGUCUUUGUUAGCUCCAAGAGACUUGUUGCUGGUGAUGCAUUUAUAUUUUUAAGGGGUGAGAAUGGGGAACUUCGUGUUGGAGUAAGACGUGCCAUGAGACAGCAGGGCAACGUUCCUUCAUCUGUUAUAUCAAGUCACAGCAUGCAUCUUGGUGUCCUUGCAACAGCUUGGCAUGCAUUAACAACUGGAACAAUAUUUACAGUCUACUACAAGCCUAGGACAAGCCCUGCUGAGUUUAUUAUUCCGUUUGAUCAGUACAUGGAGUCUGUCAAGAACAAUUAUUCGAUAGGGAUGAGGUUUAAAAUGAGAUUUGAAGGCGAAGAAGCUCCAGAACAAAGAUUUACUGGAACCAUAGUUGGGACUGAAGAUGCUGAUCACAAAAAGUGGCCAGAAUCUAAAUGGAGAUGUCUCAAGGUGCGAUGGGAUGAAACUUCUACAGUUCCUCGUCCAGAGAGAGUUUCACCUUGGAAAAUAGAACCUGCUCAGAUUCCUGCUCUCACUCCCCUUCCCGUGCCCAGACAAAAAAGGCCUCGACCGAACUUGGCUCCCUCAUCUCCUGAGUCCUCUGUUCUAACGAGGGAAGGUUCAUCGAAGGUGACCGUAGACCCUUUGCCAGCAAGUGGAUUUUCAAGGGUCUUGCAAGGUCAAGAAUCAUCGACCUUGAGAGGCACUUUUGCAGAAAGUAACGAGUCAGAUUCCACUGAAAAGCCACUUAAGUGGCCUCCUUCACUGGAUGAUGAGAAGAGUGAUGUGGUUUCUGCUUCACAAAGAUAUGCAGCAAAGAAACGGUUGCCCUCGGCAAGGCCUGAAUCAUCUUUGACGGAUCUAUUGUCAGGUUUUGGGACGCGAACUGAUUCAUCUCAUGAGUGCACUACUCCAGUUGAACAAAAUGCUGUUGCUCCUAACUCGAUGAAACUCAAUUUACCAGAUCAGGAAGGCAAGUUCAACUUGCUUGGAAGCCCUUGGUCCAUAAGGCCUCCUGGUCUCCCACUUAACUUGUUAGAGACUAGCAUGGAAGCUCCUGUGCGAGGCAGUGAUAUAACUUAUAACCCACGGGGGGGUGGUAGGUAUGGUGGUUUUAGUGAAUACUCCGUUCGUGAUCAUAGGGUUGAGCACCGGCAAGGAAAUUGGUUAAUGCCUCCACCACUUUCAUCUUACAUUCAGAUGCGUGCACAGCCGAGAGAAGUAAUGCCUAAAACUGUGUCGGUACAACAGCAUGAAGCUGUGAAACCUAAAGAUGGGAACUGCAAACUCUUUGGUAUACCCCUCAUUAGUAACCCCGGUUCAGCGGAGCUAGCACCGCUGCACAGGAAUACAACUGAGCCAGCAGGUCAUAUGCGUCUUGUGCCACAACCACAUCAAUCUCGUGGCUCUGAAUCUGAUCAAAGGUCUGAACAAUCAAAGAGUUCAAAACAGACUGAUAAUUCGCAUGCUAGUGCUGAAAAGGAGAAACCAUUCCAAACUAAUCAGCCGCUUGGUAGAGACCGUCAAGUCAAAGUCCAGGGUGCUCCAACCAGGAGUUGUACUAAGGUUCACAAGCAGGGGAUUGCCCUUGGUAGGUCUGUGGACCUAACUAAGUUCAACAGCUAUGAUGAAUUGAUUGCGGAAUUGGAUAAUUUGUUUGAAUUUCAUGGUGAACUAAAGGCUCGCAACAACAUUUGGAAGAUUGUAUACACUGAUGAUGAGGAUGAUAUGAUGCUUGUUGGAGAUGAUCCAUGGCAGGAAUUUUGUGGUAUGGUUCGAAAGAUCUCUAUCUUAACUAAAGAGGAGGUCCAGAGGAUGAACCCUGGUUCUCUGAAUUCGAAGCUCGAGGAGAAUUCACUGGUUGCAGAAGGUGUGGAUACAAAAGAACUGAAGAAUAUGCCCCUGGCUUCAGCAUCUAGUACAGAGAAUAGUUAGUUUUCUCUCUCAUAUAUAUAGUUUUUUGGGCAUUGGAGAAGACUUAUAUCCACAGCAGGAACUGAAAUUGAGAUGCAUCUGGGCCGCUUCAGAUUCUGGAUGGCAAGUCUGAAAAAUAUUGGCAAUUUUGGACAUGUGGAGCUAAUGCCGUAUGGUCUUAAAUAUAUACAUAACGUACGUACCCAUAUUUUCAGUGAGGCAAUGACCACCUUGCAUUCUUAAACCAAACCAACCCAACCCUGUACAAAGCUGUUUUACUCCUAUCAGCAUUGCAUGUAAGUAGAAGCUUAUUGGUUUCCAUAGUACUGAUCUUUAAAUGCUAUGAACGCACCUUAUAUGACACGCAUUGUUCAUAAUCUAGUGGAGGUAUAGCGCUUGUAAAUUUUCA
Cornus florida is the source of this 3334-nucleotide messenger RNA. RefSeq names its product auxin response factor 2B-like. Bases 367 to 2946 code for a protein of 859 amino acids. NCBI's taxonomy places the organism in Eukaryota, Viridiplantae, Streptophyta, Magnoliopsida, Cornales, Cornaceae. The transcript is spliced from 15 exons. Gene Ontology annotation, molecular function: DNA binding; protein binding. Gene Ontology annotation, cellular component: nucleus. Gene Ontology annotation, biological process: regulation of DNA-templated transcription; response to hormone. The record is from RefSeq and is a predicted model, not a curated record.